Sorghum bicolor (sorghum) is the source of this 706-nucleotide messenger RNA. RefSeq lists its product as uncharacterized. The coding region runs from base 130 to 378 and encodes 82 amino acids. Lineage: Eukaryota; Viridiplantae; Streptophyta; Magnoliopsida; Poales; Poaceae. The transcript is spliced from 2 exons. The record is from RefSeq and is a predicted model, not a curated record.
ACACCCCGUGCACUGUACAGCCAAUUCCCCAUCGAGACAUCGGCCCGUCCGCACGAAUCACUGCUCUGCGCUCACCCCCGCACCGAACCUCACCCCCGAUCUGAUUGAAUCAAAGAAGCGGCGGCGGCGAUGGGCGGAGACCACGGCGGUGGGCACGCCGGCGGCGACUUCCGCCAGAAGGUAUGGAGCAUGACGGGCGGGCCCUACUGCCGCCCAGUCCACUGGCGCCGUAACACCGCCAUCGCCAUGUUCGGCGUCUUCCUCAUCUGCAUCCCCAUCGCCAUGAAGUCCGCCGAGCUCGAGCAACGCCCACAUCACCCAGUCCGGCCAAUCCCAUCUCAACUGUGGUGCAAAAACUUUGGCAAGAAGGAAUACUGAAGGACCUUCCAACUAGCAUGAAGCGCGGGCACCUUGCUUCUGCCUUCUUUUUGCGAAAACUCGUGCUUAGCGAUAAUGUUGGGUGAAGUGUUACGAGCAUACUCUGGAAUGCUUCAUGUAGUGUCUUUUGAUUCUCUUUCUUUUCGCUCAAUCAUGUUAUAUGAGGAAUGCCUGUUGAACUCAAAUAAACUGGUGAUUCAAAAGCCUCUGAUGAAUUUACCUGAGGGGUUUGAAGCUGUGAUUGUAAACAUGGCAUGUUGUCCUUUGCACACUUAAUGUUGAAGGUUAAUUCAUAAUAAGCAUCAUAGUUAUAUGUGUGGUUGACUGA